Messenger RNA from Delphinapterus leucas (beluga whale), 7446 nucleotides. NCBI's taxonomy places the organism in Eukaryota, Metazoa, Chordata, Mammalia, Artiodactyla, Monodontidae. The record is from RefSeq and is a predicted model, not a curated record.
AAAUAAAAUGAAAAGAAAAAACAGGGACUAUAAGCAAUUUGAAAUGUAUAUUAUUGAAGAAGAAUUAGAAUCCUGAACACAUGAUGAAUUUCUACUAAUCAAUAAAAAAGAGAAACAUCAACAGAAAGUGGGCAAAAUAUGUGAAUAGGUACAUCACAGAAAAAGAAACACAGAUGGUCAAUAAACACAGGAAACGAUGUGCUCAUUCUAACUUAUAAUUGUGAAACAUGAAUUACAAAUAUAACUAGAUACCAUUUUACAUCAGCAGAAUGUCCAAAGUACACCCCAUCAAUCAUAAAAUCACAGAUGGAGAGGAUAAACCAAAAUGCUUAUUCUGAUAUGAUAUAUACAAUAUACACAACUCCACUUAUGAAGUAUCCUCACCAAAAACCAAUUUGAUUUUGAAUCUGAUUAAGUUUCAUGAUUUAAAUAUCAUUCUGUGUGAAAUAGGAGGGAUGUAGGAAUAUGUUGGAUGACAUCAUAGCCAUGUGUUGGGAAAGGUCAUCAGAAAGACGUGACCCCAGGUUUGGCCUUCAAACUGGACCCGGGCAUUCAGCGGCUGCUCACUCCCUCCCUGUCCUUGAAAUGUGCCCUCUGCUUGCCUUCCCCAAUCUAGAAGCUGCCCAGGGACACAGCCUGGAGACAGUCAUGCAAUGUUGAGACCACAUGGACUGUGUAUAUGACCAAGCCCAGUUAAACUUCUGGGUAAACUUGUAAGAUUUGGUGGGUGGGUACGGAAAUCUACUUGUCUUACAGCCUCCGAUGUAAGUUUCUUUGCUUAUUGAACCUGCUGCCCACCAGUCUGGAGCAGUCUGCCUCUUUGGUUUCUCCCUUCCCUGCUUGUGGUGGCGGUGGUGCUGGGGUAGGGUGGUGAUUUCACGUUUCACCCAGGAAGCUCCCUGGGAGGCUGCAAACCAACAGCGGAAGAGUGAGCCAGGAGACCAAAGAAAUGGGCUGUAGGAAAGAGGGAUCCACAGGGGGAGAUCUCAGGUGGGCCCUCCACCUCUCCGUGGGCAGGCAUGGCCGAUGUGUGGGAUGCCUGUGGGCCAAUGCAUGAGUACGGGGGCGCCCUGAGAACGCCGGCUGCUGCCAUGCGCUGUUUAAGGAACUGUGCAGAGUGCCCUGUGACAAAGAAGGGAAACUUGUGGCUGCCACCGGGGGCUGACCUCUACUGGGGGCAGUUCGGGCUGGGCAUCAAUGCCCAACUAGAGGCUGAAAUGAAAGUUAAAACGUUAAAGGAAGAGCUGAGGUACGGAAGGAUGUGCAGUAUCCACUGCUCUGCUAGCUCUGGGCUGACACACAGGGUGGGAGAGCAGGUUGGUAAGUUUAGAGACCUGAGCUUGUGACAAAACCUGGUUAGGAUACCAAGAGGUGGAGUUUCUAGGAAGAAGAAGAAAAAGAGGAGGAUGUUGAAGUGAUUGAUGAGAAAAGAACAAAAAGCCUCUUGCCAUCUGACUCCUAAUACAAAGGGAAACUUUAAAUAACAAUUACCCCAAAGCCUAGGAGAAAACUUACAUUUGUUCUCUGUCCCUUGUGGUUGUAAAUCUUACUGUGUUUUUAAAAUGUAAACACCCCAGGAGUUAAACAAAACAUUGCCCAUAGAUACUAAAAAAAAAGGGGGUGGGUGAGUGGAUGGAGGGCUUUUUCAUAAAAGUUCUCUUGCCAAAAUCGAUUUGUAAAAGAACUAAGGUUUUGUUUUGCUUUUUUUGUUUUACAAAGCUAGUAGAAAUAAUAAGGAUGAAAAAAAAUCAGUGUAUGUAAAAAGUAGAAUGUGUGUUUCUGGUAAAAGAAGGGUGAGAUGCACUUCUGGUAAAGAAAAUAAAAUGUGUUUUGUUUUGUUUUUAGAUAAAAAAUGUUGCACAACGUAAAAGCUGAGAAUUAUGCUUUAUUGGAGGACAUUAGUGAGGAACUGUUGCAAAGAGGUGACUUUGAAGGAGCUCCACUCUUAGAGUUUGAGAAGCAGAAGAAAGAGGGUCUCAGGAGCCUCCCAGGAACUUGAGAGGGUUGCGCGCCCCGGACUGGCAAGUGAGGGGCGGGGGUGUGUUUCUCCAGAACCGAGGCGCCGCAGGCUUUUAAAUGGGGCAUCCAUGAAAACCCGGAUCCAGGAUCGCUGGGCCUGGACGCGCCGAGGGUUAUCCCCUUUCCCAAAUCUCCUCUCCAAGUCUUCGCCUGAACUCCGGCCGGGCGCAAACUGAAAGUGAAAAACCGCGGGGCUGCAGCCGGCCGUGGGAGCCUACUUCUCCGUGACGAGAUUUUUUUUGAUGCCUUCUGGUUUAAAGAAACUCCAGCUGCUCUGAUGAUCGCUUAAGAAGACUGCAUGCUGUUCCCUUUCAAUGCCAAGCCAGGCCCACUCAGAACCUCAGUUCUCAGUCCUCCAUGGAGACCAGGUCCCAGCAGGAAUGGCAGUGGAGGAAAUUGGCACCCAGAUGGUUCCUCCACGUGAAGUUGUCUUGGGCUGCGGGCCGACUCGAGAACACCUGGUAACCAGGCUAGCCCUCUGUCAGUCACCCAGGGCAGGGCAGCAUGGUGCGGAUUCAGAGGAGGAAGCUUCUGGCAUCUUGCCUGUGCAUCACAGCUACUGUCUUUCUGCUCGUCACACUCCAGGUAGUGGUUGAGCUGGGAAAAUUUGAAAGGAAGAAGUUUAAAAAUUCUAAUUUGAACGACGGACAUGCACAAAUGGAAGAAGAGCCUAUACAUCUCCAUCCAUUCCUUAAGAGAGAAGGACUGACCCUGAAUAGGAAAAAAACAAUGGCAGCUGAUAGCUACCCCAUCAUGCUCUGGUGGUCCCCACUGACUGGGGAAACUGGAAGGCUAGGCCAGUGCGGGGCAGACACUUGUUUCUUCACCAUCAACCGGACCUACCUCCAUCAUCACAGGACCAAAGCCUUCCUCUUCUAUGGUACUGACUUUAACAUAGAUAGCUUACCUCUGCCUCGGAAAGCCCAUCACGACUGGGCCCUUUUUCACGAAGAGUCUCCGAAAAACAAUUAUAAGCUCUUUCACCAGCCAGUCAUCACCUUGUUCAACUACACGGCCACCUUCAGCCGGCAUUCCCACCUGCCACUAACUACCCAGUACCUGGAGGGCACAGAAGUCCUGAAGUCACUCCGAUACCUGGUCCCCUUGCAGUCCAAAAACCACCUUCGGAAAAGCCUCGCUCCUCUGGUGUACGUACAGUCCGACUGUGACCCACCCUCAGACAGAGACAGCUACGUUCGAGAGCUGAUGACGUACAUCGAGGUCGAUUCUUACGGCGAGUGUUUGCGAAACAAAGCUCUCCCUCAGCAGCUGAACGGUCCAGCCUCUAUGGACGCUGGUGACUUUUAUAGGAUCCUUGCCCAGUAUAAGUUUAUCCUUGCUUUCGAGAACGCGGUUUGCGAUGACUAUGUCACUGAGAAGUUCUGGAGACCUCUGAAACUGGGGGUCGUUCCUGUGUAUUACGGAUCACCCAGCAUCGCAGACUGGCUUCCAAGUAAUAGAAGUGCUAUCCUGGUAUCAGAAUUUUCUCACCCUAGAGAACUGGCAAGUUACAUCAGACAGCUGGAUCACGACGACAGACUGUACCAGGCCUACAUAGAAUGGAAGCUGAAGGGUGAGAUCUCGAAUCAGCGACUUCUCACUGCUCUCAGGGAACGGAAAUGGGGGGUGCAGGACAUCAAGCAGGACAACUACAUCGACGCAUUUGAGUGUAUGGUGUGCACCAAGGUGUGGGAUAACAUUAGGCUCCAGGAAAAGGGCUUACCACUCAAACGAUGGAAGGCAGACAUUACCCACCUGAGCUGUCCAGAGCCUACAGCGUUUGCUUUCUCACCCCUCGCCCCACGUCGGAGCUCUUUGCGAGAGAUGUGGAUACCAAGCUUCCAACAAUCCAAGAAAGAAGCCCAAGCACUAAGGAAUGAAAAUGCUUUAGGAACUCAGAGGGAAUAUAGAAUUAUGAGCUGUGACUGGAAUGAGAAAGACCUGAUUUUAGUCCCUACUCUUUGAUGUACCAUCUUUAUUACGUUGGUCAAGUUAUUCGACCUUUUAAAGCUGUAUCUUGUUCAUGUGUCAUGUUUGCUCCCUGUGAGGUUGUUGUGAUGAUUAAGUAAGCUUGUGUUCAUACUUCUCUCAGUAAAUGCGAGCUGUAGUUGUUCCAGCUAUCUGUGGCCAUCACCCUUCUGUUUGUGAAGACCCGGGUUGAGAUUGGUUCAGGAAAAGGGAAUGACUAAUGAUUGGACCAGGGAUGUUACCCUUUUGUUCUUUGUUUAGUUGUUUCAAACAUAUUUAUUGUUAUGAGAUGGGCAUUGUGGUAGGCACUGUAGCAGAUACAAGCAGGACAAUGGAGAAAGGUGUGAGGGGCAUUGUGAUACGCGGAUGGUAUUAAAACCAGGGACAGAGGAAGGCUUGAAUUGUGCUAUAACUGUCUCUCCCUUCCAUGGGAUUUCUGAUGGAGUUUUACACAAAGUUCCCAAGAGCAUAAUGAAACUCAGCAACCUCUUUAUAGUAGCUGUGCAAACCCAAAUAAACCCAGUGCAAUGAACUCUGGUAAAAGCUGGAUUUGAACAUAUAAUUUAGAUUUGAAGCCUAAGGAGCAUCUUUUAUGGCCUUUCUGUUUCUCAAUUCUCAGUCUUAGGACCAGCCUGUUCAAUGUGCCAAGAGAAAGGAGAGAAAGUCUGUAGGUCCUCACCCUGCUUCCUCAUUAACCAAGGAUCAAAACAGGAAUAAAAGAGGGCUUAGGUGACAAGCCCUCUUUGCUCUCCACUUGCUAUGGAUGCAAGAAUAUGGGGUGCGUUGCAUGAGAGCUCCCUUUUAAGUCAUAGUAACCUCUCUGACUAGUAAAUGUGACCUCAUUAAUAUCCUGGGCCCAACCCAUUAAAUUAGUGACCCCGUUGGUGCUGGUGGAAGGGGGAUUAUUAAGGACUUGGGCAGGAUGCAAGGUGUGAGAAGGAGCAGGAGUGACCCUCCAUGAUUUUUGUCCUCUCAACUCAUUGGGCUUAACAGCCAAGCCUGGGGUCAGUCAGAGGUGGACUGUGUCCCCAGGAGGGUAUGACGUAUCAUGAUCAACAGAGACCUCCUUUUACCUUUCUGGGCUUCUUCCCUGGUAACAACCCUUGCUCUGUGGUAUCCCCCUGGAGCCAGUGACAUGCGCCGUUCAGCUCUUUGUCUCUUGAAGCUUCUGAAAUGAAUCAGGACUGAACGUUGAUCAAUGUCUCCAGGAGAAUUGUGGACAUUAAGUCAAAAAUUUGUUCCCUAUUUUAUUUCCCAUUGCAAACCAUGACUUACUUCAUCAUCCAGCUUUGCUCACCGGAGGAGGUUAUACAACCAGCCCCAGUAGGCCAUUAGGAAUACUUGGAAUUUUACUAUCACAAACUCCUUAAUUAAAAAAAACACUGAUUGAGUAGGUAAUUAAAGAUUUUAGAGACUACCAGUGUAGGUAGCUGGUGCCGUUAAUGGUUUUAAGGCAAGGGCAGUAUCCCAGGAGCCUUUGGAAUGAGCCUCACAUAGAUCGCUUCGUAUGUAUACAGAGUAAACGUGACUGCAGACUCAUCUGGUGAGUCACACUCACAGAAAAAUAAAGUCAGUUUACUUAAUGAUGUCCUUGAUGAAGUAAUAAAAAUGACUAACUUUAUAAAACCUUGACCUUUGAGUACAUGUCUUUUUAAUAUUCUAUGUGAUAAAAUGGGGCGUGUAUAUAAAGCAUGUCUGCUGCACACCAAAGCACAAUGGGAAUCUCAAAGAAAAGCACUGUGUGAUUGUUUGAGUUGUGAGCUAAACUUUUCCCUGGAAAACCAUUUUUGCUCAAAAGAGUGUCUGGCAAACUGUGGGUUGUUCAGUGAUGGGUUUUUGUCAGUCAUCUUCAUGGAAAUGUAGUGAGCCUGUCACUUUAAGAGAACCAAUAGACUUUGUUGCCAAUGAUAAAAUUUCAGCUUUCAAAUGAAAAUUAAAAUUUUGGAAAACUAAUUUCCACCACUUCGAACUUGACAACCUCCUGAUUCUUGAGACUUUCCUGAUGAGACUAACAAAUGUUACUUUUGACAUUGAAUGGAAACAGAGGUGAUGACGUGUAAAGGAAUUUUUAUUUUUAUUUUUUUUAGGUAAGAAGUGGAUUUAUUUAGAGAGAAACACACUCCACAGAUAGAGUGUGGGCCAUCUCAGAAGGUGAGAAAGGCCAGGAGUUUUUAGUUUAUUAGUUUGUUUUUAUAAUUUGAAGGAAGGAAGAAAUAGUGUUGUAUACUAGAGAGAGAGAGCAUUUGUUUUAAAUUAGUUUUUUUGGUUGAAGUGUUCCAUAAGGGAAAAUGGAGUUUCUAGUGGAUAUUUUUUAAAUUAUUGAUCACUUGAAAAUUGGGGUAAGGUAAAAGGUAAUCAGAACUUUCCAUGAAGGAAAAGAAGCCUUUGGUUUUUUUCACUAGGGAAACAAGGAAAAAAUGUAUUCAAGAACAAGAGAAUUAUUUUUAAAAUAUUUUCAAGGAAAUUAUCAUUAUUUGGGUCACUCAGAAUGUCAGGCUGCCUGGAAUCUAUUAAUUUACUCAAUAAUUUUUUAUUGAGCACUUAAUAUGUGCCAGGAAUUAUUCUGGGCCAAGAGGCUAUAGUAGUGAGUGAAACUGACAAAACCCCUGCCACCAUAGAGCUUCUGUGUUAAUUCUGGUAGGGGAAUGAAUAUGGAAACGCCUUAGCAAAAUACAAACCACUUCCAGGAAGGUUUUGUUUCUUUAUUCUGUAAGAGCCCCUUGAGAUGGAAUUUACUUCCUGAAUUUCUCCUACUCUAUUUGAAGCAUGAGAUAUGAUAUAAGUGGAUUAUAUUGAUAGAGUGUAUUAAAUGUGCUAUAUUGACAAGAUGGUUAAAAGUACUGAAAGUUCAGAUUCAGAGUGAGUUGGCAAGUCUGAAAGCAAAUCCUUUCUCUGUUCUUUUCAUUUUUUACUCUAUUGUUUUAUUCCUGUUCCCCAGAAGAGGAGACAUUUCUCCUGUCAAUGUCAUGUGAUUUCCGGCAAGAAUAAGAACUGACUUGGGAAUGGCAGUAACAAUGGUGCGCUCACCGGGCAAGCCGUCCUGCUAUGUGGCUAAACUCCAUCUGUUCACCUUCAGUACAGGGGCUGGGGCGAGUCAAUAUUCACUUAGUUGCAGCACCUGAAAAAGUUUUAUCUUACAAGCCGCAUUCAGUCAUCGUGUAUAUAGCUCACACACCAUUAAUAAGAAGACUCAUUUCACCAGUGAAAUAAUAUUAUCUGCUAGUCUGAGAGAAUGCAGGUCACUCAGAUGAACAUCUUUAGGUAGUAAAGUAUAAUCCCAGAUGUCUUCUACUUCCUGUUUUUAUGGUCUAAAAUCCCAACUUCAGUGUAUGUCUUUAGCCUGGAGGUGAUGAAGCAGAAAUAAGAAAAUGAAACACAUCUGCUCUGACACCCCCUCCAUAAUUUGUUUAUUUUUGCAGUAACUCUAGGGAUGCCAUUGAAAAUGAAUUUUUAUAAUCU